This is a messenger RNA of Mucor velutinosus, 882 nucleotides long. RefSeq lists its product as uncharacterized. Bases 1 to 882 code for a protein of 293 amino acids. Lineage: Eukaryota; Fungi; Mucoromycota; Mucoromycetes; Mucorales; Mucoraceae. Gene Ontology annotation, molecular function: phosphoglycolate phosphatase activity; alkaline phosphatase activity. The record is from RefSeq and is a predicted model, not a curated record. The transcript has 7 exons.
AUGCUUGAUUACUUGGAGACCAAAGCUGAGCGCGAUGCUUUCAUCGAUCAAUAUGAUAACUUUUUGUUCGAUUGUGAUGGUGUCUUGUGGGAAGGUACUCAUAUGUUUGAUGGCGUCCCUGAAGCCAUGGAAUUAUUACGCUCAAAAGGGAAGCGUGUGUUCUUUGUUACCAACAACAGCACUAAAUCCCGUGAAGCCUUUUUACAAAAGUUCAAGGGAUUCAAUGUCAAGGCUACCAAAGAAGAAGUUUUCAGUUCAGCUUUUGCCACUGCAUCUUAUCUCAAGCAUGUAUUAAAGUUUCCCGAGGAAAAGAAGGUUUAUAUCAUUGGUAUGGCAGGUAUUAAAGACGAGUUAGCUGCUGAGGGUAUUCGCAGCUGCGGUGGUGAGGAGGACACUGGCUUGACAGACAAUGAUGCUGUCCCUGAUGACAAGGAAGUCGGCGCUGUUGUCAUUGGCCUUGAUACCCAGGUCAAUUACAAGAAAUAUGCAAAGGCAUUCACUUAUUUGACCAGAAACGAGGGCUGCCAUUUCAUUGUUACCAACGAAGACUCUACUUAUCCUCAACACGGUGGAUUUUACCCUGGUGCUGGAUCAAUUGCAGCUCCUAUUAUCACUGCUCUUGGUAGACGUCCUGAUGCUGUAUUAGGUAAACCUGCUCCAAACAUGUUGGAAGCCAUUUAUGCCGAAUAUGGCCUUGAUCCCAAGAAGACUGUCAUGAUCGGUGACAGAUUGAACACUGAUAUCGAAUUUGGCUUGAAUGGCGGUCUUGACACUUUGUGUGUAUUGACAGGUAUCACCACAAAGGAUGAGUUGUUAAGCCCUUCGAACAAGAUCAAAUCUACUUACUACAUGGAUAGCUUUGGUGAUUUCUCUAAGCCCUAA